GAGGCCCUGGCCCGGGGUGGGGAGGAGUCUGAGGGGUUCGGAGCGAGCUCCGCCGCCGGGUGGGUCGGGGCGUUUGGCGCGCCCUUCUUUGAGUGGCGGUGGCCGGGCUGGGCGCCGGGAGUGGGAAGCGACGGCGCGGCUGGAAAAUGCCUGUCCAUUCCCGAGGGGAUAAGAAGGAGACGAAUCAUCAUGAUGAGAUGGAGGUGGACUACGCGGAGAACGAGGGGAGCAGCUCGGAGGAUGAGGACACCGAGAGCUCGUCGGUCUCCGAGGAUGGGGACAGCUCAGAAAUGGAUGAUGAAGACUGUGAAAGAAGAAGAAUGGAGUGCUUAGAUGAGAUGUCCAAUCUUGAAAAACAGUUUACAGAUCUCAAAGAUCAACUUUAUAAAGAACGAUUAAGUCAGGUGGAUGCAAAACUACAAGAAGUCAUAGCUGGAAAAGCACCAGAAUAUUUGGAACCACUGGCAACUUUACAAGAAAAUAUGCAAAUUCGUACAAAGGUAGCAGGAAUCUAUAGAGAGCUCUGCUUAGAAUCUGUAAAGAACAAAUAUGAAUGUGAAAUUCAAGCUUCUCGCCAGCAUUGUGAGAGUGAAAAGCUCUUGUUGUACGACACAGUCCAGAGUGAGCUUGAGGAGAAGAUAAGAAGGCUGGAGGAGGACAGGCACAGCAUUGACAUUACAUCAGAGCUGUGGAAUGAUGAGCUUCAGUCGAGGAAAAAGAGGAAGGACCCUUUCAGUCCUGACAAGAAGAAGCCAGUUGUGGUCUCAGGCCCAUAUAUAGUUUAUAUGCUGCAAGAUCUUGAUAUUCUUGAGGAUUGGACAACAAUUAGGAAGGCAAUGGCUACAUUGGGCCCACACCGAGUUAAAACAGAGCUUUUUGAACUGAUCCCCUUAGCACCUGUGAAACUGGAAAAGCAUCUGCACAGUGCUCGGUCUGAAGAGGGAAGACUGUAUUAUGAUGGCGAGUGGUAUAUACGGGGACAAACAAUAUGUAUUGAUAAGAAAGACGAAUGCCCUACAAGUGCUGUAAUUACAACAAUUAACCAUGAUGAAGUUUGGUUUAAGAGGCCUGAUGGAAGCAAAUCUAAGCUUUACAUUUCACAGCUACAGAAAGGAAAAUAUUCAAUUAAACAUUUGUAAUCAUGAUUUAAGUGUUAUCUAAAUCUACCUUAUUAGUGUUACCAAGUGUAAUGUGCCAUGAAAGUAAAAGAAUGUAUCCAGUAACUUAAUAGUCUCAGAAAAUCAUGAGAGACUGUGUAUUUGUAGGUAAUACUCUAAGUAGACCUCAUAUUGCUAUGCCAUUAAAAGAAACAGUAAUAAAAAUUUAAUCAUGACCGUUACAUUUAUUUGCCUCUUAGGUCCAGUGGCCAGCAGGUGUAUUUGGUAGGUAUUUCUUUCUAAAAUGUGUUUUUUAUGUUUUAAGUGUGUGAAUGUAUCUCAUCUUCAGUCAACUACAGCUACAGUUAACUGCAGUUUUUAAAUUUCUGUCUUUGUCACUCACUACCUUUGUAAAUAAGACGGAUAAAAUGUUUCCAAAACUUGAUUUGUAUUAGUACAGAGUAUGUAUGAGUAUAUAUGGCAUUGACAGCUCACUUAGAACUGAUAUCCUAACCUUACAAUCUUGUUUUACUCAAAAUUAAACUAUUGGGUUUGAAGUGAAAGGAGCACUUUGGUAGACUAGUUUUCCUUCUUCUCUUCCUUGAUUGUAUGGUGGUAACCUAUUUUUACAAAUUAUACUCUAUGUUAGUAAGUAAAAUUAGUGUCAAGCAUGGACACAUUCUCUGUAUUUCUUGUGACUGUUUGGAGGGCAGGUGCCUACACCUGGUAUUUAUGAUGUAGGAAGUAUGUGAGCAGUGACUGACAUGACUGUGUGGCACUUGCUCUACAUGUCUGAUCUUUUGGAAAAGGUUUUAGUAAGUAUUUUCCAGAGGCAAACCUAGAUCCUUGUUCUAACUUUAUUGCUAGGGUGAAAUAGACAUGGAUGAUUCCCUUGAAUCUACUCCCAAAUUGAUAUUUUUUUAAUCUUUGGUGUUUUUACACUUUAAGAGCAUUUGGUGCAAUCUAGAAAAUGUUGGCCUCCCUUCUCUAAGCCACCUUCAAAAUAAACUUCCAAAGGCUCUGAACUGCGCAAAGAAUUGAAGCGCUCAAUGUGACAGCGCAGUUGGCAUAGUAUGUGUUUAAGGUACAACCAAACCAAGUAUUCCUGGUGGUCUUGUGCACUUUAAUUUCUGUUAUAAUGAUAUUCAGGAGGAUGAGGAGGAAAUUUAUUUGUUAACACUUAGUACAGGAAUAUCUGCAUGAUUCCGUUAGUUUCUUAACAAUUUUACCUCUGCAAACUUCGUCCUGUGCAGAUCACUACUUCACAAUUGCCAAAUUGUAUACCAUUUGACUUUUGAAAUUCAGUAUCAGCAUUGUUAUGCUGCUUUGUUCUGUUUCUGAUCAACCUUCGCAGGUGUAUAUAACAUCAUAAUCCAAUAGUAUUUGACAGUACUUAUGUAUACAAUGUUUGAUAAGCAUUUUUAAUGAGAUUGUAUUUUUAAAUUGAGUAUGUAAUAAAAAGAUGUGUUUGAGUGUCA
Messenger RNA from Nannospalax galili (Upper Galilee mountains blind mole rat), 2575 nucleotides. RefSeq names its product BRMS1 like transcriptional repressor (gene Brms1l). Gene Ontology annotation, molecular function: histone deacetylase binding. NCBI's taxonomy places the organism in Eukaryota, Metazoa, Chordata, Mammalia, Rodentia, Spalacidae. The coding region runs from base 147 to 1139 and encodes 330 amino acids. Gene Ontology annotation, biological process: negative regulation of transcription by RNA polymerase II. The transcript is spliced from 10 exons. The record is from RefSeq and is a predicted model, not a curated record. Gene Ontology annotation, cellular component: Sin3-type complex.